Messenger RNA from Coffea eugenioides, 877 nucleotides. Its product is annotated as protein BOBBER 1-like. Gene Ontology annotation, cellular component: cytoplasm. Gene Ontology annotation, biological process: protein folding. The record is from RefSeq and is a predicted model, not a curated record. The transcript has a single exon. The coding region runs from base 62 to 751 and encodes 229 amino acids. Lineage: Eukaryota; Viridiplantae; Streptophyta; Magnoliopsida; Gentianales; Rubiaceae.
CAAUUAUACUUUUACUACUUCUUCGGGAAACCCUAGUAAAUCCUGUCUCCGACAUUCACCAAUGGCGAUUAUCUCCGACAUCAACGCCGGCGACGACCAACCCCAACAACAGCAGACUUCUCCGGUCGACCAGUCCCAACAGCAGCAGACCCCUCCAGUUAACCAGCCCGAGCCGGAGGAGGAGAAAAAGGGAGAGAACCAAGAGCCUCCCAAGCCGGAGCGUCUAGCUCCAAACAAAUCCAACGGGCUCGACAUGGAAAACUACACAUGGGGCCAAUCUCUCCAGGAAGUCACCAUUGCCGUCCCCGUUCCUCCGGGAACAAAGUCGCGAUUCGUCGUCUGCGAUGUGAAGAAGGACCGCAUCAAAGUCGGACUGAAAAACUCCCCUCCGAUCCUCGACGGCGAGUUCUUUGGCCUUGUCAAAGCCCAGGACUCUAUCUGGAGUUUGGAGGAUAACGAUAUCUCGAUUUUGCUGACGAAGCAGGACAAAACCAACUGGUGGAAGAGCUUGUUGAAAGGCGGGCCGGAAAUCGAUACCCAGAAAGUUCAGCCGGAGCCGAGCAAGCUUUCCGAUUUGGACAUGGAAACGAGAUCGGCGGUGGAGAAGAUGAUGUUUGAUCAGCGUCAGAAACAGCUAGGGUUGCCGACCAGCGAGGAAAUUCAGAAUCAGGAGCUGAUGAAGAAGUUUAAGGAGCAAUUUCCAAAUAUGGAUUUUUCAGGGUCUAAGAUUUUGGGUGGUCGACAGAAAUAGAAUUUAGUUUUUUUUUUUAAAAAAAAUUUAAGCAGUUAUUUCUAAUGUAGUUUAAUUAGGGUCUUAUUAUCAAUUAAACUAUAAUUAUACAGAUAGGCUUUUGUUAAUUUUGCCAAAUUUGGUCUA